CUAUAUAAACCCCAACAAAGUAAAAUUCGUCCGCAAAUCAUUAACCCUAAAAUUUCCGAUAUCGUUACUGCUAGAGACCGCCACCGCCAUUUUCUUUUACAUUUCUUCUACGCAGUCGCCCUUUCUUUUAAUCCUUAACCAUGCCUCGUCGUAGCUCCGGUGGACGAUCUGCUUCCCGUCCCGCCCCACGCGCUCCACUUCGCAAUCCUCCGGCGCCAGCUAGUCCCGCUCCUCCACCUGCACCUGUACAAGGUGGUGGUGGUGGUUCUAUGCUUGGAGGUCUUGGUGCAACUAUUGCUCAAGGUAUGGCCUUUGGUACCGGAAGUGCAGUGGCUCACAGGGCUGUCGAUGCCGUAAUGGGUCCUCGAACCAUCCAGCAUGAGACUGUUGAUUCGUCAGCCUCCUCAGCACCUUCUGUUGCAAGCAAUUCUGGUGGUUCUGAUGCUUGUAAUGUUCAGUCAAAAUCCUUUCAAGAUUGCCUGAACCACUAUGGAAGUGACAUUAGCAAGUGCCAAUUCUACUUGGAUAUGUUGCAGGAGUGCCGCAGGAGCUCAGGUUCUGUUUUGGGUGCUUAAAAUAAUUGAUUUUAGAACAAUCGUUAUUCACUAUUUUUCAUUUGGAUGUAACCGCAAGGAGCGGUGUCAAGUUUAUUGUGUGUUUCGACUGUUUACACUUUAUUACGGCAACUUCUCUACAAUUAUAAAUGGUGUUUAAUAAUGAAAUAUUUCAUCAUUUGGACUCAAUUGUUAUGGCUUUUGUGUUUUUGUGUCU
Molecule: messenger RNA, 771 nt
Organism: Cucumis sativus (cucumber)
Lineage: Eukaryota; Viridiplantae; Streptophyta; Magnoliopsida; Cucurbitales; Cucurbitaceae
Product: hemiasterlin resistant protein 1
Exons: 5
Coding region: 141-575 (144 amino acids)
Biological process (GO): mitochondrion organization
Cellular component (GO): nucleus; mitochondrion
Source: RefSeq, a predicted model, not a curated record